Molecule: messenger RNA, 1788 nt
Organism: Histoplasma capsulatum G186AR
Lineage: Eukaryota; Fungi; Ascomycota; Eurotiomycetes; Onygenales; Ajellomycetaceae
Product: phosphoglycerate kinase
Exons: 4
Coding region: 136-1392 (418 amino acids)
Biological process (GO): glycolytic process; gluconeogenesis
Cellular component (GO): cytosol
Molecular function (GO): phosphoglycerate kinase activity; ADP binding; ATP binding
Source: RefSeq, a predicted model, not a curated record
AAAAAACCCCGACGGGGACUUUCGGAUUUUUCUUGGAUAGACAAGGUCCAAUUCCAUUCGUUGCACACCAGAAGAGGGGCAGUACCACGAGUCCAAAACAUUAUACAAAAAAACAACACGCUCCAAAUAGCAACCAUGUCUCUCUCCAACAAAUUGUCCGUUACCGACGUCGACCUCAAGGACAAGAGGGUGCUAAUCCGGGUCGACUUCAAUGUCCCCCUCGACGAGGACAAGAACAUCACAAACAACCAACGAAUCGUCGGAGCGCUUCCAACCAUCAAAUAUGCCAUCGACCACGGCGCCAAAGCCGUCGUGCUCAUGUCCCAUCUCGGCCGGCCAGACGGCAAGCCCAAUCCCAAAUUCAGCCUGAAGCCCGUCGUGCCCGAGCUGGAGAAGCUGCUUGGUGGCCGCUCUGUGAUUUUCACGGAGGACUGCGUCGGCGCGCAGGUCGAGGGGCCGGUUAAUAAGGCCAGCGGCGGGCAGGUGAUUCUGUUGGAGAAUCUGCGGUUUCAUCCGGAGGAGGAGGGCAGCUAUAAGGAUGAGCAGGGCAAGAAGGUUAAGGCGGAUCCGGCGAAGGUGGAGGAGUUCCGGAAAGGGUUGACUGCGUUGGGGGAUAUUUACAUUAAUGACGCCUUCGGCACUGCCCACCGCGCCCACAGCUCCAUGGUGGGCGUCAACCUCCCCCAGCGCGCCGCCGGCUUCCUCGUGAAAAAGGAGCUAGAGUAUUUCGCCAAGGCGCUCGAGAACCCCACGCGGCCCUUCCUCGCCAUCCUCGGCGGCUCCAAGGUCUCCGACAAGAUCCAGCUGAUCGACAACCUGCUCGACAAAGUCAACACGCUGGUCAUCUGCGGCGCCAUGGCGUUCACCUUCAAGAAGGUCCUGCACCACGUCAAGAUCGGCAGCAGCCUGUUCGACGAGCCCGGCAGCAAGCUCGUGCCGGACAUCAUGGCCAAGGCGGAGCGGAACGGCGUCCGCAUCGUCUUCCCCGUCGACCACGUCGUGGCCGACCGCUUCGCGGCGGAUGCGAACGUGCAGUACAAGACGGAUGAGGAGGGGAUUCCGGACGGAUGGUGGGGGUUGGACUUUGGGGAGCAGAGCGUGAAGCUAUUCGAGGCGGCGAUCGGGGAGGCGCAGACGAUCCUGUGGAAUGGCCCGCCCGGUGUGUUUGAGUUUGACAAGUUUGCGGGCUCGACAAAGGCGAUGUUGAAUGCGUGUAUUGAGGCAGUCAAGCAGGGGAAGAUCGUCAUUAUUGGCGGUGGGGAUACGGCGACGGUUGCGGCGAAGUAUCAUGCUGAGGAUAAGCUGAGCCAUGUGUCGACUGGUGGGGGGGCUUCGUUGGAGCUGUUGGAGGGCAAGGACUUGCCUGGCGUCAGUGCCCUGUCGAGUAAGUGAAAUGGGGUUUCAUUGUUCAUUGCCCCUCUGAUCAUCACUUUUUAUUUUAUUUUAUUUUAUUUUAUUUUUACUUGGGAGGAAGGAGACGACAGGAAAACGGGGUCGGGGAAGCGGUUUAUGUAAAGAAUGAAAAGGAAAGAAACCAGAGUGUAUUAAAAAGAUAUAAUGGACCAAUCGAUAACCAAGGUUAAAAUUUGGAUGUUUUUAACAAAUUGAUUAAUUUCCAUUGCAAUUGUAGUAUCUAGCUAGAUAUUUGGGAUGGUCUCUGUGCGUGGUCGUUUUUUCGGGAUUUUGACGCUGGCUUUUUCAUGCCCCUUCUUCAUUGAAAUAACUCGCAAGAUAACAAUAAUACAAUACAAGAACUAAAAUGAUAUCAAGCGUUUCGUCUGCUCUACC